CACGGGAGCACCAAAGUUUUAUCAUAUCAUCAUACCCUGCAAAACAUACCCACCAUGAAAGUUCAUCAGUUCACACGUGGAUUCAUCUUCGAACAACAAGAUCAAGUCCCUUCCCUCUCCCUUGGCUGCAAGCGCUUCCGCCCUCUCGCCCCUAAACUCUCCUCCGCCGGCGGUGGCGCCAUCUCCGUCACUCCUCCCGCCUUUGAUCUCAAGAGCUUCAUUAAACCCGAAAGUAGCCCUAGAUCUCCCGACGAGAAGAAAGACUCCCCCCAGGCGGAGACGCAUCCGGGUGGAACGAGAUGGAAUCCGACGCAAGAGCAGAUAGGGAUCCUAGAAAUGCUUUACAGAGGGGGAAUGAGAACGCCCAACGCCCAACAAAUCGAGCAGAUUACAGCGCAGCUCGGAAAGUACGGAAAGAUUGAGGGAAAGAACGUCUUCUACUGGUUCCAAAACCACAAAGCCCGAGAGCGCCAGAAACAGAAGCGCAACAGUCUCGGAAUCAACCACAGCCCAAGAACACCUCCGCAGGCUGCGGCCGCGCCGCCCAUAACCACCGCUCCAUCAUUAACAUUCGACCCUUGGGGGGAAGAUAGUGCAUGCAAGAGAAAAUGCAGGCCGUGGGCGUUUGAGUGCUUGGAAGAGGAGGAGAAAAGAUGGCCGUGUAGCAGAGAAGAAUUCGAAGGAGAUGGAACUCUAGAACUCUUCCCCUUGCAUCCUGAACUAGGGAGAUGAUAAUAUGAUAUGAUGAUGGCUGGCAACCUUAAAAUAAUAAUGAUUUCUGACUCGAUCAUCGUAAUUCUUGACUAGCUAAGUCCGAUGUUGUACGUGUUCCUCAAUUUGCUCUAUCUCUUCUCUUUUUCCUGAUCUCCCUUGGGGGGUUCUUGCUUUUCUUCUUUCCUUAGUUUCAGGAAAGAAGACAAGCAGGUUGAAUUGAUUGUAUCUUUCUACCACUGCCUCUCUCUCUCUCUCUUCAGUUCUCUCUAAUUCUGGGUAUUGAAAAGUUAUUCUUAUUCCUGACUACAUCUAAGAUUCACUAGUGUAUUGGGUAAUUUCUUUAUGUUUUAACAAUCACAAGGAUUCGAACU
Molecule: messenger RNA, 1085 nt
Organism: Ipomoea triloba (trilobed morning glory)
Lineage: Eukaryota; Viridiplantae; Streptophyta; Magnoliopsida; Solanales; Convolvulaceae
Product: WUSCHEL-related homeobox 4-like
Exons: 3
Coding region: 55-732 (225 amino acids)
Biological process (GO): cell division; procambium histogenesis; phloem or xylem histogenesis
Cellular component (GO): nucleus
Molecular function (GO): DNA-binding transcription factor activity; DNA binding
Source: RefSeq, a predicted model, not a curated record